Adineta ricciae is the source of this 376-nucleotide messenger RNA. NCBI's taxonomy places the organism in Eukaryota, Metazoa, Rotifera, Eurotatoria, Adinetida, Adinetidae. The record is from the annotation of a GenBank genome assembly.
AUGCGUGGUGGACGUUUCUUGCUACGUCGCUAUAUCCUUAUCGCUUUUUGGCUUCUAUCAAUGAUUUUUGGGGGUAUCAGUGCUGUUCUAAAGCCACUGGUGGUGGUACCCAUUGUCGUUAGUUUACUAUACAUGGCUAUAUCGAUCUAUAACAUUGUCAUUUUCAAAAAGAAUGGUUCAGUGUUACAUCCUACAUUGAUGUUACAUAAUAAUGAUCUGCGUGGUAAUAAUGAAUGGUAUACUGUGCCUAUCCAUACCCGUAUCGAAGAUAGAGCUGCGUUGGCAGCCGUUGGAGGUGAUGAUUCAGCGGCUAUGUCAGCUAUCCGUGAACAGUAUACGAAUAUGAAAGAAAUCAAAAUUAUGGUAUAUACAGAAC